UUUUUUUUUUCAAUUAUCUCGGUCGAAAUAAAUAAAUUAGAUAGGUCGCCAAUCCAACAAAGGGCGAAAAAAUUGUGGAGCAGAGGAAUCAAUUCGUCUUCAAUCUUUCUCUUUGAGCAGCAGAUCUUUCCGAUUUCGCGGCAGCCAUGGAAAUUGAGGUCUCUAGCUUGUCCCAUGAUACCGAGAACAAAGGAAAUCGCAUCGAUUUGGAUAGUAUUCGUGUCAAGCGUAAGACGUUGCAUAAAUUGCUUGAGGAUUGCCAGAAAGCUCUUGAGCUGCUUGAACUUACCGAUAAUCCUAGUCCUUCCGGCGAUGAUAACGGCGGCGAACAGAGUGAAUCACCGGAGGAAGAGGAGGAGGAUUCGGACAGGGAAGAGUCGUCUUCUUCUUCCGAUCCAGGAGAUCCUGAAGCUGAUAACUUUUAUGAUCUCAUCAAGUCUAGAGUUGAAUGUAAUGAGUUUCGUGAAAGGAUAGAAUUAGCUCAAGUUUCAGUUCCUCAAGAUCUUUCUGAAGAUGGUAGCUCUUGGGACGUAGUUAGUGAAGAUGAUGUAUGGGGUGAGGAAUAUAUGGGUCAAACGGAAGAUGAUUAUGUCCUUGUUAGGGAAGAAGAUAUAGCAGACGGUAUCGCUUGUUUCAUGGCUACAUAUUUAUCAUCCCUUAAGCAGACUAAGGAUAUAUCACCUGAUCAGCUUCAGAAAGCACUUAGCACGAUGUUUUCAGUGAAGAAGAGAAAAGGGAAGCUUCGUAAAGCGUGGGAGGGAAGUAAAGUUAUUUACAAUGUAGCAUCAUGGAGCGCAACUGCGAUAGGGAUAUAUCAAAACCCGAUGAUCCUGAGUAUUGCAUCAAAAGCCUUCUGGAUGUCGUGCCAGGCUAUAUCAAAGCUUGUCUGAAAGUAUAGACACUUGAUCGUACCUUACAACAGCCUUGUCUUGGCAAUGUUCUAUAUAUCAUUUAAUUAAUCUCUGUACAUAUGCCAUUUGUUGCUUCUUCAAUCUCUGUCUGUGAUAUCCUCCUCCCUUUUCCAUUGUAUCCUGAACAUGCAAUCUUAAUGAUUCGUUUGAUCUCUCAAUUUGAUAUGCCAGCUUGUUCUGAA
Molecule: messenger RNA, 1093 nt
Organism: Camelina sativa (false flax)
Lineage: Eukaryota; Viridiplantae; Streptophyta; Magnoliopsida; Brassicales; Brassicaceae
Product: RING finger protein
Source: RefSeq, a predicted model, not a curated record